UGGGCACCCUGUGCCAGGGCCUGCCCACCCUCACAGUACAGAACCUCUUGCUAAUAUCCAACACAAAUUUUCCCUCUUUCAGUUUGAUCCCAUUCCCCCUUGUCCUGUCCCUACAGCUCCUGACAAAGGGUCACUCUCUGGCUUCCCUGCAGCCCCUUCACAUCCUGGAAAGGUGCUGGGAGGUCUCCACACAACCUUCUCUUCUCCAGCCUCAACAGCCCCAACUUUGUCAGCCUUUCCCUGCAGGGAAGGUGCUCCAGUGCCCUCAGUGAUUCCAUGGCCUGCUCUGAACCUUCUCCAACAGUUACAUAUCCUUCUUAUGCUGGGGAAACACAAAUAGUGCAUAAUAUUCCAAAUGGGGUCUCACAAGAGCAGAGCAGAUGGGGAGAAUCACUUCUUUUUCUUUUUACCGGCUGGCCACACUCCUUUAGAUGCAGCCCAGGUCCAAGCACUCAACUUUCCUGUCCAGUGUCCACUUACUUCCUUAAAAACACCUGAAGUUGUGUCCUUGCACUGUCACAAAACCUCUGGGCAUGGAGACAAGGUGCCCAAGGAGGGAUGCUCAGUGAGACAGGGAGUGAGGAGACAGGAGGGAAGGCUGUGCCAUACCCAGGCACUUAGAGCACACACUGCAGUCCUGCAGCAGGGCUGAGCCAGCCCCCCUUGCAGAGAGGUGCCUGAGCCGGGUUUGCCCUCACAAGACCCCUCCUGUUCCUCCGCAGGCUCUUCCUCCGUGCUCAGCAUCCCCGUGGAGCUCCAGCCAUGCUGAAGCGCGCAGUGGUCAUAGACAGCGGCAGCUGCUUCACCCGGGGGGGCUUUGCAGGCCAGGAGCGGCCGCAGUGCGUGCUGAGGACAGUGCUGGUGCAGCCCUGCAGUGCAGGCACCCCGAGGGAUGGCCAGCAGCCCUCCCCUGCCCCGGAGAGCCCGGCAGGCUUCGCCGCAGACCCCCGCUCCUACCCGCUCAAGUACGGCGUGGUUGAGGACUGGGACGGCAUGAGAACCCUGUGGAGGCACCUCCUGUGCUGCUGCCUCAAAGUGCUGCCCGAGGAGCACCCGGUGCUGCUGGCAGAAUCGCCGUCCUGCCCCGCCAGCGACAGGCAGAAGGCGGCCGAGGUGCUGUUCGAGAGUUUCGGGGUGCCCGCCCUGCACGUGGCCAACACGGGGUUCCUGUCGCUCUGCGCCCACGGCAGAGUCACCGGGCUGGCCGUGGAGGCGGGGGCAGCCAUGUCCCACGUCACCCCCGUGUGUGCAGGCCAGACCCUGAGGAAGGGCACCCGCUGCCUGGGGGUGGCCGGGGACCACCUGUCCGGGCACCUGCACCGGCUGCUGCUGCAGAGCCCCACCGAGCUCUCGGUGCUGCAGGCCCUGACCAAGAAGGUGCUGACCAAGCUGAAGGAGCAAUGCUGCUACGUGUCCCUGGACUACGAGGGAGACCUGCUGCAGAAAGGCUCCCAUCAGCCAGCCCGGUUCCAGACCCCCGACGGGCACUGGAUCACGCUGGGCAAGGAGCGUUUCUGCUGCCCGGAGCCGCUGUUCCGGCCGGAGAUGCUGCAGCACGGCUGCCCCGGCCUGCCCCAGCUGGCCCGGCAGAGCCUGCACACGGUGCCUGAGCACGCCAGGAAGCACCUGCUGGGGAACAUCGUGCUCUCAGGGGGCUCCUCCAUGUUUCCUGGCUUUCCCGAGAGGAUGUGCUUGGAGCUGAACUUCCUUUUGCAAUGCACGGGCACGCGCAUCGAGGUGCUGGCCAACCCCAGCAGGGGCUCGGCGGCCUGGGCCGGGGGCUCCAUGGCAGCCUCGCUCACCUCCUUCCAGCACACGUGGAUGACAAAGGGCGAGUACCAGGAGCACGGGGCUGAGUAUGUGCACACGAGAUUCCAGUAGAGAGUGGCAGCCAUCCCUGUGGCACUGCAGGAGUGACUCUGAAACCCUGCCCUGCUCCGGGCACAGCUGCGGCAGUGCUGACCCAGCCGCUCCUGUGCUGCUGCAGGGGUGCAAAGUCAAUUAAAUUGCUCCAAAAGAAACAAAGUGCUUCUCACUGACACUCCAGGUUACUGCCUGUCCACCAUCUAACAAGGGUGUGUCCCAUCAGGCUGGAAAACAAUUGGGGCUCAUGCUGGGGAUCCAGGCCAUGCUGAGUGUCUGCUCUGGGUACACUCAGUCAAUCCUAAUGCUCCAGGCUGCAUUUCCCAACUGGAAGUGCAGCUGCCAGGAUGAGGAAGGGACCUUCUCCUGCUGUCAGCACUGUGGGACCCCCAAGGAGAGCCACAAGUGUGGGAGGAAGGAGCUGAGCAGGGGAAGGUCCCCACAGCACCUGCACAGCAGCCACUUGCUGCUGGAGGUGAUUCCUCAUCCUGGCACUGGAACAGGUCAGCACUGGCUGAGGAAGAGGAGCUGAAAACCAGGGAGCUGCCCUCACUCCUUGUCAUUUUGGUGUAAAGGUCAUUUAGCAUUUCAGGGAGCUGAUUCAGCUCCCUGAACAGGCAUUUUCUCACCUGGCUUUGCUGCUGCCUCGCUGAACUGACUCAGCUCGGCAGAUCUAGAUUAGAAAGGGAUCAGAGGCUGUGAAGGAAGCAGCUGGGGAGCACAGCCCAGCUGUCACAGCACACUCCUGUCCCCAUGGCCAGCCCCGUGCCAGCUCCUCAAGGGACACAGAAACCACAGGAUGCCCCUGUGAGCACUGGGAGAGACAGGACCAGCAGUGGCAGGUGGAGGAAGGAGCCUCCACACGAUGCAGGAGGGCUGGGUGCUCCCCAGGAGCAUCCAGCAGGAGAGGUACACCCUUCCUCGACAAGGAGCCAGGCUCAGCAGCAUCCCUGCCUUCCCCAUGGAGUCCUCGUGUGACCCCAAGGCUGCAGCACCCAGAGCCAGGCUGCCCUCACCCCCAGGCUCCAUGAACCAUGUCCAAAAUCAUGUCCAGCAAUGCCACCCCAUUACUCGGGUCAAAUAUUUCCAAUUCCUGCUGCAUUUCUCUCCAGCACACUGAGGAUCUGGAAUUCCAGCAGCUCUGCACCGAAGGAUUUUGUUGUAACCCUUCCACUGCUGGUGCCAAAGAAAGGGAGCAGAGGGGAGGGUCCUGAGCCUCUCGUGGUUUUCUGGUUGCCCUGUGCCACCAGCCCAGUCCAGGAGCUAUGUCUGACUGGGUACAGCUGGGUGGGAUGGGAAGAGAAGUGGAAAGAGUGGAGAGGAUGGAUGCUCAUCCCCCAAGCUCUGGGCUCAUGCUGGAGUCAGCAAAGGAUGCUCACAGCCCACCCCCAGCACCAGGGGCCAGGGGGGUGGAGGCUUUCAUCUCUGCUGGAAAAUGAAUCUCAUUUUCCUGCCUCAGGAAGAGGGUGGCAGCAACACUACAAGAUGUAGCCACAGCAAACUGAGUUCCAGCUCUACACCUCCAGCCUCUCCAGCCAAACAUCCCACGUGUUCCCACAAAGCCUUCCUUGCCCACAGCCCCAGAAAUGGAGAGCUCAGGGCUGGGGAUCCCUGUCCACCCUUCCCCUCCUCAUCCCAGGGUGUGCAGGCACUGAAAUCCCUGCCAGCACUGCCUCUCUGUGCCUGCCCAACCCCUGCCAGCCUGGACUCAUUCCCUGCUUGAAGGGGAACAAGGGACACUCCAGGCUCCCAGGACACAGCUGGAGUGAGCAUUGCUCACAGCAGGUGCAUUGUUCACCCACCACAUAGCCCUGCACAGUCUGUUCUGUGCCAAAAAUCCAAAUCCAAACGCUGCCAUCCCUCUGGCCCCACCGAGGCCCUUCCCCCAGCAAGCAGCCACAUGAGGUGUGCUCCCACCUCUGAGGUGUCCUUCCAGCCCUGCCACAGCCUGACACAGACACUUCCCCCCGCCUGGGGCUUGGAGGCUUCUCCCCAAGGACAUCACUGCCCUUCCCAGGGCCAGGUUCUGGGAGAAGCCCCAGCCUUGGCUCCCAGCACUCCCCAUUGUCUUGGGUUACAAUACAGAGUGUGAUAAAAGGUAUC
This is a messenger RNA of Catharus ustulatus (Swainson's thrush), 3966 nucleotides long. It is a transcript of the gene ACTL10, whose product is annotated as actin like 10. NCBI's taxonomy places the organism in Eukaryota, Metazoa, Chordata, Aves, Passeriformes, Turdidae. The record is from RefSeq and is a predicted model, not a curated record. The transcript has a single exon. The coding region runs from base 763 to 1881 and encodes 372 amino acids.